Molecule: messenger RNA, 990 nt
Organism: Coffea eugenioides
Lineage: Eukaryota; Viridiplantae; Streptophyta; Magnoliopsida; Gentianales; Rubiaceae
Product: style cell-cycle inhibitor 1-A
Exons: 5
Coding region: 285-839 (184 amino acids)
Source: RefSeq, a predicted model, not a curated record
CCGGAGACUAGAAACUCCGAGGUUGGGGGACUGUUCUUUCAUUACCAAAAUUCAUCGUCUCCGAACAACUUUCAAUCUCUAGCUUCAUUUCUAGAAGUCUAUAUCUUAUCAAAAAUUAAAGGGAAAACCAGGAGUAAAAAAAAAAAAAAAAACCGAAAAGGAACGAGAAAAGGGGGCCUGGCAAGGAACAAAGGAGCAGCCGGAAGUGCCGCCACUCGCGGGAAUCAGCCACCACCACCUUUUAAGGAGGAAUUGAGCUAGUCUGACGGGCAUCGUAGAUCAUCAUGGCUAGGGACAGAAAGAGCAAGGAGGAGGAGGAGAUUGUUGCUAAGAGGAAAGAUAAACGCAAAAGAACAAGUUGGUCUUCAUCCCCGGAUGCACACCAUCGACAAGGAGAUGAAUUGAAAAAACACAAAAAGCACGCAAGUUCAGGAGGUGAAGAAGAAGCAUCCAAGAGGAGGAGGAGGGAAAAGAAAGAGAAGUCUAAAAAGUCCAAGCGCCACCACAAGUCUCAUCAUCCUAAAUCCUCAAAGCCCCGCCAUUCUUCUCAUGCUAAAGAGAAGAAGUCUGGUGAUAAGCAUGCAGAUACAAGACACAAGCAUGCGAAAUUUAAGCAUCAAGAACUCUCCAGCGAUGAUUACUUUUCCAAGAAUAAUGAAUUUGCUGCCUGGCUGAAGGAAGAAAAACAUUUGUUUUUCUCUGAUCUUUCAUCAGAGUCCGCCCGAGAUCUAUUUUCGGAGUUUGUGGUACGAUGGAACGACUCUGAGCUAGAGCCUCGUUACUAUGAAGGCAUUGCAACUGGUCCUCGGACAUCCCAUAAGUGGAAUAUUAAGAAGUAGAGAAAUAUUACAUUGUAGGAUUACUUUUUCUAAUUUCUCUACUGUUCCAGUGAAAACCUGAGGAAAACAUCUCUCUCUCCGGGAACAGUCUCCAGAGACAGAGACGUGGCUAGUUUAUAUCAUCCAUCCUUUUUUUCAUUUCUAGAAUUAG